UCUGCCCAUCAGGAUGACAACUGGGGCGAGACCACCACGGUGGUCACCGGCACGUCGGAGCACAGCGUCUCCAACGAGGACCUGACGCGCGCCUCCAAGGAGCUCGAGGACUCUUCGCCGCUGGAGUGCCGGCGCUUCGCCGGGCCAGCCCUGAGCGGCGCUCUGGGCCUCUUCGCUCUCCUCACCCCCCUCGCCUUCCUCCUCCUCCCGCAGCUGCUGUGGCGCGACCAGCUGGAGCCCUGCGGUGUGCCUUGCGAGGGCCUCUACGUCUCGCUGGCCUUCAAGCUCCUGGUCCUGGCGCUCUCGUCGUGGGCGCUCUUCCUGCGUCCGCCCCGCGCCUCGCUGCCGCGGCUCUUUGUCUUCCGCGGCCUCCUGGCCGCGCUUCUCUUCCUCUUCGUGGCGUCCUACUGGCUCUUCUACGGCGUGCGCGUGCUGGAGCCGCGCGAGCGCGACUACCGGGGCAUCGUGGGCUACGCGGCGUCGCUGGUGGACGCGCUGCUCUUCAUCCAGUACCUGGCGCUGGUGCUGCUGGAGGUCCGGCAGCUGCAGCCGGCUUUCUGCCUCAAGGUCGUCCGCACCACCGACGGAGCCAGUCGCUUCUACAACGUCGGACACCUCAGUAUCCAGCGUGCAGCUGUGUGGGUCCUUGACCAGUACUACAGCGACUUCCCUGUCUACAACCCGGCGUUGCUCAACCUGCCCAAAUCAAUCCUCUCGAAAAAGAUGUCUGGCUUCAAAGUCUACUCACUUGGAGAAGAGAACAGCACCAAUAACUCAACUGGCCAGUCGCGGGCCAUGAUCGCAGCUGCAGCACGGAGGCGGGACAAUUCCCAUAAUGAGUACUACUACGAGGAGGCCGAGAUGGAGCGCCGCGUCCGCAAGCGCAAGGCCAGACUGGUGGUGGCAGUAGAGGAAGCCUUCACCCACAUCAAGCGGCUGCAGGAGGACGAGCCUGCGGCCUCGUCGCCCAAGCACCCGCGCGAGGUGAUGGACCCGCGGGAGGCAGCGCAGGCCAUCUUUGCGCCUAUGGCCCGGGCCAUGCAGAAGUACCUGCGCACCACACGCCAGCAGCCCUACCAUAGCAUGGAGAGCAUCAUCGCCCACCUGCAGUUCUGCAUCACCCACAACAUGACGCCGAAGGCAUUCCUGGAGCGGUACCUCAGCCCUGGGCCCACCCUGCAGUACCAGCGUGAGAACGGCAGAGGGCGUCAGUGGACGCUGGUGAGCGAGGAGCCGGUAACCAGCGCCCUGCGCCAGGGCCAAGUCUUCUCGCUGCGACGCCUCGACUUUGCCUUGGUCGUCACAGUGACGCCGCUCCCUUUCCUCAACCUGGGGGAGGAGUUCAUCGACCCCAAGAGUCACAAGUUUGUGAUGCGGCUGCAGUCCGAAACCUCUGUUUGAGACCGAGAAAGAAAGAGAGUGAGAGAGAGAGAGAAAGAAAAAGGAAGGAGAAGAUUGUCACAAGAUGGAGGGGUGGGCGGAGAGAGAGCUGAUGAGUAAAAAAAGAGUCAGACGGAGGAGUGAAGUUGGCGUGAAGUGACUACAAAGAAAGGAGGAAAUGAGAGUGGAUGUAGAGGGAUAGAACCACUCUUCAGCCCCGAUUUAACAUCACAUCAUGUCUCAUAGAUUUUAUUUCUUCAUUUUUUUUUAUCUUCCAGUGACUUUCUCCCUUUACAGGGGACUGUUUUUUUUUUUUUUUUUUUUAAGUCUCUCCAGCUGAUCUGGAGAAUCUCCAUAAGCUCAUAGUUUGCUCCUUAGUGUCUUCAGAUUUGACCUUUUCCAGGCGACACGAAGACUGAACGGUUUUAGUGCAUUUUCUCUACGCUGACUGACAUCACUGUAAUUCCAACACUAAAACAACAACAACAACACAAAACAACAAUAAAGGAAAUCACAAAGCACAUUAAAUCAACAUUACCCUAUACCCUUUGAAGAAAUCUGCUCCUUCUGACUGGAACCAACUGCUUAUACUGUUUACCAUUUCGCAAUUUCCUUAUUCAGAAACGUAUUUAGUGUGUAAUGACACUUUUUGGAUCAAGCUGGACUUCCACUACACAUCUCUUUGACACUACCUGGAAACUGUGAAUGCUAUUUUGGAAAAAAAAAAUCUGUUAAGGCGCCUACGCUUAAUAUCAUGCUUUAUAAGGUUAAUAACAAUCGCUUUGAGUGACAUCUGCGUGGGGAGUUACCUUGUUUUUGUUUUAUUUUUCUUUACAUUUUUUUUUCAAUCGAAGGAGUUUGAACAAUCAUCAGACACUCAAAAGUGCUCCAUCAUAUCAUCGGUCCGUUGGGACUGUGUCUCACCAGUUUUCACACUGACCAAGAGGGCUGUCAAAGUUGUACCCCCCACCCUGUUCUUUGCUGUGGAGCGAGGCUUGAAUGUCUUGCAGCGUUUUGUCUGUACUACUUACUCUGUAUGUUUUCAACAUUUUCAAAAAAUAGUUCUGCUAACUGAUUGUGCAACCUGUUUUUUUUAAGCAUCAGCUGUUCUAUUCUCACCCUGUAAAUGACUGUGGAUUCUCAGAAGCAUGAUCACUUAAAAUGGUUCCACCCACGAUACUCCCUCGCUCCCCCUCCAACGGGAUGACGCUGCACUGCGGAGGAAACUGUUGUGAAAAUGUGAAGGAGAUAAGGUGGACAUCUUCCAUAAACUGUCAGGAAGCAGAACAACAUGGUAUUAUAUCCUUUCAUGUAUCUCCUACAUGGUAACAAGCAAAAUGAACUACUCCAUGUAGCCUUGUGUGCAUAAGUGUGUGUGAUUAACUGUUGGUUUGGUUGUUAGGGAGGUGUUUUUGGCACUCCUAUGUGGUCACCAUGUCAUUGUGACCAGUGACAUUUAAGUUGUCAUGACUACACAACAUCCACUCAACCACACCACAUACACACUCCUAACACUUUUAUGCAACGCACACUAGCAACCCCAUGUAGCUAGCAUUGGCUGUUGUCUCCAGCUGACAUGGCAGGGAGGUCAGUCUGUGAAACAAAAACAAAAAAGUAGCGGCUCAAGGCCUCUGCUGGUAUUGUUUUUGCUCAUUUGUUUUCGGAAUGCACUGCAAGUAUGCAUUUCUGCCUUAAAGUUCACAGGAACCAAUAACUGUUUUGGCUUCCUCUUUCAUAUGAGCAGAAAGAGAUGUGUGUAUGCACUGUUUGGCAGCUCUGAGACACUGUAGACCCCCCCCCCUUCUCCCUCUCGCUCUUCCUUUUGUAUAUAACCUUUGAAAGAUUUUUUUGUUUGUCUGUUUUUUUAUACUUAUGAGGCUGGAGCUGGAGUUUUUAUACAGUUAUGUAGUGUUUUGAAAACUGAGCAUUGGAAAAGUAAUCUUGUGCAGAAAAUAAAAAACAAACUUGCAAUUUCAUUCUUAGAGCCGGUGCAUGCGCAUAGUUAAUGAAGUUUUGUAUUUUUUGUAUUUGUUUG
Messenger RNA from Alosa sapidissima (American shad), 3415 nucleotides. RefSeq names its product VANGL planar cell polarity protein 2 (gene vangl2). The record is from RefSeq and is a predicted model, not a curated record. The annotation marks the transcript as partial. Gene Ontology annotation, biological process: multicellular organism development; establishment of planar polarity; Wnt signaling pathway, planar cell polarity pathway. The transcript has 5 exons. Gene Ontology annotation, cellular component: plasma membrane. NCBI's taxonomy places the organism in Eukaryota, Metazoa, Chordata, Actinopteri, Clupeiformes, Clupeidae.